Messenger RNA from Eriocheir sinensis (Chinese mitten crab), 6202 nucleotides. RefSeq lists its product as uncharacterized. The transcript is spliced from 6 exons. NCBI's taxonomy places the organism in Eukaryota, Metazoa, Arthropoda, Malacostraca, Decapoda, Varunidae. Gene Ontology annotation, biological process: positive regulation of epidermal growth factor receptor signaling pathway; signal transduction; positive regulation of fibroblast growth factor receptor signaling pathway. The record is from RefSeq and is a predicted model, not a curated record. Bases 589 to 3066 code for a protein of 825 amino acids.
GGCCGCCUAGUGACUCCGCUGCCUCGUGAGCGUGCCAGUGCCUCGUGUGGGCGUGCGUCGGCAGUGUGCGGGUGUGUGAGUGUGAGUGAGUGGGCGUGGUGGUCGCGGCCGCACCGACGAGCAGAAUUAAGUGAAGAGAAAGAGUAUUGGAAGGAAAAGAACUAGUGUGAUAUAGACGAAGAAUUAGGAAAAGAAGGAUUAGAGUGAUAUAGACGAACAGUUAAGAAAAGAAGGAUUAGUGUGAUAUAGACAAACAGUUAAGAAAAGAAGGAUUAGUGUGAUAUAGACAAACAGUUAAGAAAAGAAGGAUUAGAGUGAUAUAGACGAACAGUUAAGAAAAGAUGUAUUAGUGUGAUAUAGACGAACAGUUAAGAAGUGUGAUAUAGACAAACACUUGGGAAGAAAAUAAUUAAAAGAGUGACAUAGGCGAAGGAACAAGAAGUGACAUACAUCUUAUUGACUGUUUGGUGAUUGAUUCUGUUGGUGAUGAAGUGACUGUGUUUGGUGGUGUUGUUGUUGCUAGCGGUGGUGACAGUGGUGGUGGUGUGGUGUUGCUACGUGACGGUGUUGCUGAGAAGGGUCUCCACAAUGCUGAAACACGUGGGUCAAUACCGCUCCACGACCUCCCUGGCCCGCGCCCCCUGCCCCGCCGCCCCCGCCGCGCGCCCCCGGGACCCCUCACCCUCAUGCCGGGCCACAGGGGGCGGGGACGAGGACUCAGCCAGCUCCCCGGAGGUCCUACGAAGGAGUCUGAGCUUACCGGGGUCCUACAGUGACUCGAGUUCACCGGAGUGCCCGAAGAGAGUCCUUGGGAGAGUUGAGGUCCAGAAGGAAGGCCUUAGACAAGUUGAGGAGCAGAAGAAGGGCGUUAGAGAAGUUGAGGACCAGAAGAAGGGCGUUAGAGAAGUUGAGGACCAGAAGAAGGGCCUUAAACAAGUUGAGGAACCGAAGAGAGUCCUUGGCCAUGCUGAUGACCCCAAAAAUGUCCUUACCGAAGCUGAGGAUCUGAAGGACAAUAAACCAGAUGGUAAAGCAUCCUCAGAAGUCCCAAAUAAUAUCCUUCAGCAAGUUGAGGACCCGAAGAAAGUCCUUGAGGCCACAAAGGAAGCUAGCGUAGGAUCCUUAGAGUCCAUGACAGUUCCUGAAGCUGAGGACUCGCGGGAUGAGGAUUCGAGCUCCCCAGAAGUCCAGAAGAAGGGAAUGGCGCGUCCUUCCACCCUCCCCCGCCGCGCCAGCCCCCGCCCCCCGCAGGACCCACCCCUCACGGCCCAGCCCACGCGAAAGGGUCUGAGGUCCUCGGAGUCCUGCAGCUUGAGUUCCUCCAGCGCGUCCUUCCUCUCCCUGGCGCCCUCAAGGUCCUCCUCCACCUCCUCCCUUGCGGACCAGACCAUGACCCCCGUCAAGGUGUACCUCCGCUUCAUGCGUCCGGACAUGGAGUACAAGACGCUGAGCCUGUCCUCGGGCGCCACGUGCCGCCAGCUGGUGCUGAUGCUGCUCGCCAAGUUCCGGCUGCGGCACCGCGACCCCAACCUCUUCUUCGUGACCAUGGAGGUGACGGUGCGCGUCCCGGGGGGCGGCGCCCCCGCGCGGCGCCUGCUGGUGCUGGACGAUCAGGCGCGGCCCGCGGAGCUGCAGCAGUGCCGCCCGCGGGGCGAGGCGCGCUUCAGCGUGGGCGUGCGGCGCGGCGGCCUCGUGCGCGUGCACGACGGGAUCCUCAUGCCCGGGUCGCAGUACAAGUCGCUGCUGGUCUCGUACCGCACCACGGCGGAGGAGCUGGUGCAGCUGAUGCUCAACUGCUACAACAGCAAGGAGAGCCCCGCGCGCUACGCCGUGCACGAGGUGUGCGAGAAGCCCUACAGCGACCGUCCGCUGCGGCGCGACGAGUACCCGCUGCUGGUGCAGAGCGAGUGGCCGAGGGCGCUGCGGCCCCGCCUCUCGCUGGUGCUGCGGCGCACCGCCGCCUACGGCAUCGGCCUGCAGCCCAGGACCUCCUGGCGCCACAGCCUCGGCCAAUCUGACCACAGCACCGACACCGACUCGGAGCAGGAGGACCCCGCCCCCCGCGGCCCCUGCCCCGCGUCCUGCCCCGCGCCCCGCCCCGCGCUGCCCCGGGCCUGCUCCAACGACAGCCUCCUCAGCAGCGACGCCGGGGACAUCGCCCCCUCCCCCUCCUCCCCCCCCUCUUCCUCCUCCUCCUCCAGGGUGUCAUGUGACUCGGGGUUCUUCUCUCCCUCCUCCUCCUCCGUCGCCUCCUCCGACUCUCCCGCCCCUCCCCCCUCCCCCUCGCCCUCCUCCUUAUCUUCCUCCUCCACCUUCACCUGCACCUCCCUCCACCAGGAAGAGGAGGAGCGUCCCCCCACCCCCUCCCCCACCCUCUACUCCUCCUCCUCCUCUCUUCCACAUACUCCAUCUCCUGAAGACACUGUUGCUUCCUCUUCCUCCCUCCUCCACAUACCUCCACCACCCUCCUCCUCCAUCACCACCUGUUCAGCCACCCACACGGCAUCCUCCCCGGUGUUCUCCAUGUGUCAUCUCCACUCCUCCACCUCCUCCCCCUCCUCCCCAGUGCCUCCACCCAGGAUUAGGCACUUACCUCCACCUUCCUCCAUCUCCUUCCCGUCCUCUCCCGUGCCUCCACCAAGGUCUAAGCACUCCUCCCUUCGCUCCUCCACCCGCUCCAUCCCUCCAUAUUUCCUCUCCUCCCUUUACCCCUCCUCCUACUCCUCUUCCUCUUCCUCCUCCUCCAUCCAGUCAAUCCCUCCACCCUCCACUGUUAACUCAUCUUUCACACCCACAUCCAUCAUCACCUCCUCCUCCUCCUCCACUUCCUCCUCCACCUCCUCCCUCCACUCAAUCCCUCCACCCUCCACUGUUACCUCAUCUUUCACACCCACAACCAUCACCUCCUCCUCCUCUUCCACUUCUUCCCCCUCCCGGCCCCCCUCCCCCCCGCCCGACCUGACUCACGACUCGGCGUCAGAAAGCAUCAAGCAGCUCACGGCCGCCCUUGAGUCACUGAGGUCGCUGACUAUUCGCUGCCCAGACUACAACUGCCUCUACAUCUGAGUCACGGUGUGACGAGGAGAGAAGAAGAAGAAGAAGAAGAAGAAGAAGAAGAAGAAGAAAAAGAAGAAGAACAUGAACAAGACAAACAAGAGCAAGAAAAAAAGAACAAUAAAAAAGACGACAAGACAGUACUGAAGAUGAACAAAGAUGAACAAAGAUGAACGAAGAUGAGGCGAGGCAAGCUGAGGUGAUGAAGAAGAAGAACCAGACCAAAGAAGAAGGUGAAGGUGAAGGGAGUGGCGGAGGUGAGAGAAGAGGUGAAGGAAGGGUGGAGGGCGGAAGGGAGGUGAGGAGAGGGGAGAGGAGGAAGAGGAGGAGGAGGAGGAGGAGGGGGGCAGAUAUGGACAAGGAGGAGGGGAGGAAGAAGAGGGUAAGAAUGUGGAUAGGGAUGAGGAGAGGGAGGAAGGAAAGAUGAUAAAAGGAAGGAGAGGAAUGGAAGGAAGGAGAAGAAAGGGGUGAGGAAGUGAGCGAGGGAAGGGAGGAAGAGGGGAAGAGAGGAAGAAGAGAGGAAGGAAGGAAAGAUGAGAAAAGGAGAUAAAAGGAAGGAAAGGAAUGGAAGGAAGGAGAAGAAAGGAGUGAAGCAAUGAGCGAGGGAAGAGGGAAGAGAGAAAGAGAGGAAGAAUGAGAAGGGGAGGAAGAGAGAAAAGGUGUGAGGAAAGGAAAGGAAAGGAGAGAAAGGAAUAGAAGGGAGGAGAGGAAAGGAGAGGAGAAGAGAAGGAAAGGAGGAGAGGAGGGAGAAGAAGAAGAUAAGAAAUGUGAACGGGAGAGGAAGAGAGGAAGGUGUGAGGAAAGGAGAUCAAAGGAGGAAGAGGAACAGAAGGGAGGAGAAGAAGAUGAGGGAGAGAAAGAGAUGAGUGAGAGAUGGAGAGAGGAUGAGACAGGAAGAUGAGAGAGAUAACCUAUAACUUCACCUUUCCCCCUCCUCCGCCUCUUCUUCCUCUUCCUCCUCUUCAUUCUUCCUCUCCUCCAAGGCAUCCAACCACAGACUCGCUUACCUGGAAAAGAAAAAAACAUGAAACAAUUAGUGUCAUUAAACGGAAAAAAUAAUAUCACAAACAAUGACUAAUGACACCCAUAAAAAAGUGCUGGAAUCCCUUAACUAGGCACUGAAAUAAAGGUCUGUGGAUUGGUGCAGUUCCCCCUCGUGAGAUGAAGGUAAAGAAAACGGGAGUGAGGAGAUUUUUUUUGUACAGGUAAACGUGAUGGAAAUGUAAACACAGGAGUGAGCCAGUUAGUGCAGGUAAUGGGUGAGAAUGUAACAGUUACCCCCUCCAAAAAAAAUAUCAUCCGCCUUAUGAACGAAAGCAUGAGAGAGUGAGCGAAGACUUGAGAGAAUGGACACUACAAGACCAAAAUGAGACCACAAGAAGACCAUUAGACCUACAAAAGGAAGCAUCUGUAGACCUAACCAUCUAUCCUCUUUAUCCAUCAACAGGAGAAGGAGCGAAAUUUUGAGAGAAUAGACACUAGGAGACCAAACAAGACCACAAGAAGACCAUUUAGCAUACACAAGGCAGCAUCUGUAGGCCUAAAACCAUCUAUCCCCUGUAUCCAUCAAUAGGAGAACGAGCGAAAUUUUGAAAGAAUAGAAGAUACAAGAACAUAAUAUUACUACAAGAAGGCCCAUCUGGCGUGUUUUAAGUUCGUUUUCAUAUUAAUUCAUAUUUUUGAAGUGUCAGAUCUUGGAUGCUAAGUGAAGUGAAAUGGUGUGUGUUGAGGUUCGUUGUCAUAUUACAUAGUGAGUUUUAUUUGUGUUACGGUAAAGGAAGCAGCUCAAUGGUAAAAAUAAAAAGAGAAAAAAGGACACUUGCACAGCUCCUAUAGAAGAAAGUAGAGAAGAGUAUGAGUUCUGGAUUGAUGCUAAGUGAAGUAUAUAUAUUAUUUUGGUUGUUCGUUUUAAGUUCAUAUUCACAAUUGUUCAUGUUCUGGGGAUGGAGUAAGUUCUUGAAUCCUGAGUGAAGUGUAUUUGGAGUGGGUUUAAGAUCGUUUUCAUAAUAGAUCAUGUUUUAAGGAUGGAGUAAGUUCUUGAAUCUUGAGCAAAAUGUAUUUGGUGUGGGUUUAAGAUCGUUUUCAUAAUAGUUCAUAUUCUGGGGAUGGAGCAAGUUCUUGAAUCCUGAGGGAAAUGUAUUUGGAGUGGGUUUAAGAUCGUUUUCAUAACAGUUCAUGUUCUGGGGAUGGAGUAAGUUCUUGAAUCCUGAGUGAAGUGUAUUUGGUGUGGGUUUAAGUUCGUUUUCAUAAUAGCUAAUGUUCUAAAAAUGGAGUAAGCUCUUGAAUCUUGAGUGAAGUGUAUUUGGUGUGCCGUUUAAAUCCGUUUUGAUAUUACUUAGUGUUCUUGAGGAGUGAAUUCUUGGAUACUAAGUAUAUUUGGUGUUUCCUGAAGGUCUUUAUAUAAUAGUUCCUGUUUUUGGGGAAGGAGCGAGUUCUUGAAUGUAAAGUAAAGUGUAUUUGGUGUGUCUUCCAGUUCAUUUUGAUAUUACUUAGUGUUCUUGAGGAGUGAAUUCUUGGAUGCUAAGUAUAUUUGGUGUUUCCUGAAGGUCUUUAUAUAAUAGUUCCUGUUUUUGGGGAAGGAGCGAGUUCUUGAAUGCAAAGUUAAGUGUAGUUGUGUGUGCUGAAGUGCGCUUUCAUACCACUUCACGUUCAGGGGCGGCGUCUGUUUUCCUUGCCUAACUGAGCCCCUCCGGCCAAGGUCACGGCCCGCCUGUGCCCCGCCUCGCCAGAUAACAAGACGCAAGGGCCGCGGGGUCACGCUCACCUGCCGACACCUCCCACUCGGGCCCACAGGUGUUCACGCGGAAGACAGACAGACAGACAGACAGACAGACAAACAGACAGACAGGCAGACAGACAGACAGAUUGGACAAUAGACAGGUAAAAAGACAAAGAUAAAAAGACAAAAACAGACAUAUACAGAAUGAUCGAAACAGACAGAAAAGACAGACAAUAGACAGAUAGGUAAGGAUAAAGAUAGAGGCAGAAAACAGACAAACAGACAGGUAGACAGAAUAACCAAGACAUAAAGACAGAAACCACGGAGACAGAUGGACAGCCGAGUAAACAGACAGACAGACACAGACAGACAGGAAAAAAUGACAAAAAACAAGUGCAAAUAUUAACCGCCUGACAAAACACAGACAGA